GCAGCCCCGGGGGAGGUCGGCGGCGGCGCCGCAGUCGUGGAGGGACGGUGGGAGCGUAAGCGGCCGCGGGCGACGCAAGUUCCGCAAGGAGCUCUCCUUGCUCGCCUCACGCUUCUCCUUCCUCUCGCCUAGUCGCGUGCUGCUUCCCGACCGCAGCUCUUCUUGUGAGAGCUUUCGGAGUGCGGUUGCUGAGGAGAAGCCGUCGCCACCCCGCCUCGGGGCCGACUGACGGUGCCUGUCGCGCCGCGUCGCCCCCUGCGCCGCCUCCUUGCCCCCAGCGGCGGGCGCCCUUCUCACUGGAAGCACUCCCCCCAGCUCCAUGAAUGGAAAUCGGCUCCGCAGGACCCGUUGGGGCCCAGCCCCUACUCAUGGUGCCCAGAAGACCUGGCUAUGGCACCAUGGGCAAACCCAUUAAAUUGCUGGCUAACUGUUUUCAAGUCGAAAUCCCAAAGAUUGAUGUCUACCUCUAUGAGGUAGAUAUUAAACCAGACAAGUGUCCUAGGAGAGUGAACAGGGAGGUAGUUGACUCAAUGGUUCAGCAUUUUAAAGUAACUAUAUUUGGGGACCGAAGACCAGUUUAUGAUGGAAAAAGAAGCCUUUACACAGCCAAUCCACUUCCUGUGGCAACUACUGGGGUAGAUUUAGAUGUUACUUUACCUGGGGAAGGUGGAAAAGAUCGACCUUUCAAGGUGUCAAUCAAAUUUGUGUCUCGGGUGAGUUGGCACCUACUACAUGAAGUACUGACAGGACGGACCUUGCCUGAGCCACUGGAGUUAGACAAGCCAAUCAGCACUAAUCCUGUCCAUGCCGUUGAUGUGGUGCUACGACAUCUGCCCUCCAUGAAAUAUACACCUGUGGGGCGUUCCUUUUUCUCAGCUCCAGAAGGAUAUGACCACCCUCUAGGAGGGGGCAGGGAAGUAUGGUUCGGAUUCCAUCAGUCUGUUCGGCCUGCCAUGUGGAAAAUGAUGCUUAAUAUUGAUGUUUCUGCCACUGCCUUCUACAAAGCACAACCUGUAAUUCAGUUCAUGUGUGAAGUUCUUGACAUUCAUAAUAUUGAUGAGCAACCAAGACCUCUGACUGAUUCUCAUCGGGUAAAGUUCACCAAAGAGAUAAAAGGUCUGAAGGUUGAAGUGACUCAUUGUGGAACAAUGAGACGGAAAUACCGUGUUUGUAAUGUAACAAGAAGACCUGCCAGUCAUCAAACCUUUCCUUUACAGUUAGAAAAUGGCCAAACUGUGGAGAGAACAGUAGCACAGUAUUUCAGAGAAAAAUAUACUCUUCAGCUGAAGUACCCGCACCUUCCCUGUCUGCAAGUGGGACAGGAACAGAAACAUACCUAUCUGCCACUAGAAGUCUGUAAUAUUGUGGCAGGGCAACGAUGUAUCAAGAAGCUAACGGACAAUCAGACUUCUACUAUGAUCAAAGCAACAGCAAGAUCUGCGCCAGAUAGACAGGAGGAAAUUAGCAGACUGGUAAGAAGUGCAAAUUAUGAAACAGAUCCAUUUGUUCAGGAGUUUCAAUUUAAGGUUCGAGAUGAAAUGGCCCAUGUAACCGGACGAGUACUUCCAGCACCUAUGCUCCAAUAUGGAGGACGGAAUCGGACAGUAGCAACGCCAAGCCACGGAGUCUGGGACAUGCGAGGGAAACAGUUCCACACAGGAGUUGAAAUCAAAAUGUGGGCUAUAGCUUGUUUUGCCACACAGAGGCAGUGCAGAGAAGAAAUAUUGAAGGGUUUUACGGACCAGCUGCGUAAGAUUUCUAAAGAUGCAGGGAUGCCCAUUCAGGGCCAGCCUUGCUUCUGCAAAUAUGCGCAGGGGGCAGACAGCGUGGAGCCCAUGUUCCGGCAUCUCAAGAACACCUACUCUGGACUCCAGCUUAUUAUCGUCAUCUUGCCGGGGAAGACACCAGUGUAUGCGGAGGUGAAACGUGUAGGAGAUACACUUUUGGGUAUGGCUACACAGUGUGUUCAAGUCAAGAAUGUCAUAAAAACAUCCCCUCAGACUCUCUCAAACCUGUGCCUAAAGAUAAAUGUUAAACUCGGAGGGAUAAAUAAUAUUCUUGUACCUCAUCAAAGACCUUCUGUGUUCCAGCAACCAGUGAUCUUUUUGGGAGCAGAUGUCACUCAUCCACCAGCUGGUGAUGGGAAGAAGCCUUCUAUUGCUGCUGUUGUAGGUAGUAUGGAUGCCCACCCAAGCAGAUACUGUGCUACAGUAAGAGUUCAGAGACCCCGACAGGAGAUCAUCCAGGACUUGGCCUCCAUGGUCCGAGAACUUCUCAUUCAGUUUUAUAAGUCAACUCGGUUCAAACCUACUCGUAUCAUCUUUUAUCGGGAUGGUGUUUCAGAGGGACAGUUUAGGCAGGUAUUAUAUUAUGAACUACUAGCCAUUCGAGAAGCCUGCAUCAGUUUGGAGAAAGACUAUCAACCUGGAAUAACCUAUAUUGUAGUUCAGAAGAGACAUCACACUCGAUUAUUUUGUGCUGAUAGGACAGAACGGGUCGGAAGAAGUGGCAAUAUCCCAGCUGGAACAACAGUUGAUACCGAUAUUACACAUCCGUAUGAGUUUGACUUUUACCUCUGUAGCCAUGCUGGAAUACAGGGUACCAGCCGUCCUUCACACUAUCAUGUUUUAUGGGAUGAUAACUGCUUUACUGCAGAUGAACUUCAGCUGCUAACUUACCAGCUCUGCCACACUUAUGUGCGCUGUACACGAUCUGUUUCUAUACCUGCACCAGCGUAUUACGCUCACCUGGUGGCAUUUAGAGCCAGAUAUCAUCUCGUGGACAAAGAACAUGACAGUGCUGAAGGAAGCCACGUUUCAGGACAGAGCAAUGGGCGAGAUCCACAAGCUCUUGCCAAGGCUGUACAGAUUCACCAAGAUACCUUACGCACAAUGUACUUUGCUUAAAAAGUCCAAGAAUGUUCUCUGAGAGGAAGAACCGAAAGAUGAAUCGACAUACAACGUAUGUUUCCAGUGGAGUCAGUUGAGUGGUGAUGCCUCCAACCAUACAGAAACCAACACUGUUUGGGGGCCAGGGUCUGAUCUUUAUGUUGAUGCAAGGAAGAUUGUUUACUUCAUCAAGGAACACAGCACCAUUAUGCAAUAUGAAACCAGCCAACUGCUUUUUUGUGCGGUCUCCUGUAGGAAGUAUCGCAGUUGUUUUGUUUUCACUUUCUUGUAGUCUAACCCUUUUAAUGCCUUUACCUCAAGUUGCUUGGCAGCACAACUAUCUUUGCAAAAAAAGUAAAGAAAAAGAAAAUGAUGGUUUUAAAAAAAAACACACACCUACAUGAAUAAUCAAAGUGAUUGUUCACAAUUAUGUGUGCAAAAAAAAUAACGUGCAUUCAUGUAUUCUUGUAAAAGGUAUCUAUGUAUAUUUUAAAUAUAUACAUGCAUACUUCAUAUGCAUAUAUAUCUGGAUCUACAUUGAUAAUAGAUAUAUAUGUGUCUAUGUAUAUAUUUUAUAGUUCAUUCCAUUGGGGAACUUUCUUUCCCUCUUAUUCCCCCAUCACGACUUUUCUUUCUUUCUCGACCUGCCUUGCCUUCACCACCUACAUUUUUUUUCCUAAUGCUACCAGUGACAUUCAGAUGUUCCUGUAUCUGGUUCCUUUGAAUAUGAAGCAUGGCAAACUAGAUUUUAAUUUUUAUUUUGCACACCCUACUCCUGUCUCUUGUCUCAUACACAAUUCUGAAUCCUCAACUCUUGAUAGUGCUUUCUUAAGAAACAGAAUUAUUUUAUAUAUAUAUAUUUGUUUUUGUGAGAGUGUGUGUCUGCCCCCUCCUGCUCUGAACUUACAUUUGCCAUUUGUGCAAUGUGUACAUAAGCAGUAGCAACCUAAACUAUUCUUUUUCUUUAGUGAGUUUGUUAAAGCUGCUAUAAAUAUAAAA
Equus quagga is the source of this 3887-nucleotide messenger RNA. Its product is annotated as protein argonaute-3. Gene Ontology annotation, molecular function: RNA binding; protein binding. Lineage: Eukaryota; Metazoa; Chordata; Mammalia; Perissodactyla; Equidae. The transcript has 19 exons. Gene Ontology annotation, biological process: regulation of stem cell proliferation; regulatory ncRNA-mediated gene silencing. The record is from RefSeq and is a predicted model, not a curated record. The coding region runs from base 324 to 2906 and encodes 860 amino acids.